Alternaria rosae is the source of this 1577-nucleotide messenger RNA. RefSeq lists its product as uncharacterized. The transcript has a single exon. The record is from RefSeq and is a predicted model, not a curated record. Lineage: Eukaryota; Fungi; Ascomycota; Dothideomycetes; Pleosporales; Pleosporaceae. The coding region runs from base 178 to 1503 and encodes 441 amino acids.
UCAAUGCAGGGGCAGUCGUGUUUGCACCGGAAAUCCCAGACGAUUACUUUCAUUUAUGUGGUACAAACCGAUGAUGCUGUGGCCAAUAUAUAAGAGCUUAGAUCUUACAAGCCCAUUGACUUCUCGAAAGAGAUACCGCAACCAUCAGAGACACACAUCACCAUCGGACCCCAGAACAUGCCUUUCAACACUCCGAAUGACAGUGUCACUAUCACGGUCAAAUCCGACAACGGUCACUUUAUUCCGAUCAAAAUCAACAAUCGCAUACUCAGAAGUUGUCCGGCAAUCAAGGCAAUGCUCCCGGGUACCAUACUACCAAAUGUGCAAGUGAAGCCUUUUCAGGCUGUGACAAGUUAUCUGGACGGCGACGAGCUCCCGUCGGUCUUCGCGAGUCAUGUCGACAGUGGUGCGCCUUUGCUCUUCUUUGCUGAAACGUGGGCGCUUGCAGCACGACUUCGUCUUCCUACCUUGCAAAAUGAGCUCAUAUCAUUCAUGACCGACGUUCACGCCAACAUCAUUGCCGGGAGCGGAACAGACGUGCGCUGGCAGCACACUGCCGAUGGGUCUCUCGUCGAAGCUUUCCAGCAUCUCCGAGAACAGGUCGAUCCGAAUAGUCAUGCCGAAAAGUUCCUCAUAUGCUUUGCUGGCAGGACAGCACCAUUCAUCAGCGAACUGGAACGGAACCUCAACAGCGAACAUCUUGACUCUGCUAUCCGAAAUGAAGUAUUGGCGGAAGCACGAUCCUUCGGUCCGGAUCCCAUCAAACAUCAACCACAACUGUUCCGUAUCGAUCCCCAACAGCCACCAAGUUAUCGACGCCUUGAGCAAGAUUGUGACGAUACAGGUAUGGCCGAUGGGUCUUGGUCACCCUCCGGGUCGUCACGCUCAAUCACCAGGGACGACAUAUGCACACUACAAUUGCCUCAGAUCCAUAGAGGUACGAACAAUAUCAUAUGGAAUUCGCCCCAGAUGAUUCGUCGUCCUAGGAAAACUAUACAAUGCCUUAGAUCUCCGAACCCUGGAUCUCCGCCGCUACAUAGCCAGCAUCCCAACCGAUUCGACCAUGAUAAAGGGCCACUGGUACGCACGCAACCUGGGGGCCCUAGUGAUCCAGAUACAGGGUACACAUCGCAGACUGUCGAUUCCGAUGAUCCCAAUUGUCCCACUGGCGAUAAUGUUAACGUGAUCCGUCUGACAGGUCGAAGCCCAGGCCGCCCACCAUCGCUACCUUCUCCGGCCAAUCAACAUCAUGACACCACAUCACCCUACAUCAUCCAAAUCGCGCAGCACAACAAUAACGCCCAUAAUAAUGGAAACCACACUCACUACGGCGACAAAAAUAGUACGACUGCACAUGCUCAGGGUAGUAGUAGUGGACGCUCAAACCGGACUGUACGAGCAGUAGCGGAUGGUCGAGAACGGCGCUACAAGCUUGUCAGGGAGAAGAAGGGAAAGCGAUCCAAAUGGGUUUCGCUCUUAACAUACGGCAGCAAGUACAACUAAAAGAAAAGCACGUGGUGUGAAUGCCUUUAAUUUUGUUGGUAGACCGUGCAUUCACAUAUGCACAUACCGAUGCG